Ilex paraguariensis (yerba mate) is the source of this 2008-nucleotide messenger RNA. Lineage: Eukaryota; Viridiplantae; Streptophyta; Magnoliopsida; Aquifoliales; Aquifoliaceae. The record is from the annotation of a GenBank genome assembly.
AGAAAAGAAUAAAAGAAACGUUGAAAGUGUUUAUCCAUUUAGAAGAUGCUAGAAGAGCCUAGUCAGCCCAAGUCCUAUACUAUUACUCGCCAUUUUUAGUAUUCGAAUCAGGACAGUAAAAAGCACCGAGCGAAGAACCAAGGGUUUUCUUUUCACUCAAACCCUCGAAAUUGCUAUCGCUAUUCAGCCCAAGACGCCAUGGACGCGGCGAAACUGAAUCAAUUGAAGCACUUCGUCGAACAGUGCAAAUCCAAUCCCUCCAUUCUCAGCGAUCCUUCUCUUUCCUUCUUCCGAGAUUACCUCGAGAGUCUCGGAGCGGAACUUCCUCCAUCUGCUUACGAGUCUGGAGAUUACAAAUCGAAGUCUCAUGUGGUAGAUGAGAGUGAUGACGACAUGCAGGACACUGAGGAUGAUGCGCAACCACAAGGGACUGCUGCUGAAGAAGAUGAGCCCGAGAUAGUCGAAUCUGACAUUGAGCUUGAUGAGAGUGGAGUUGUGGAGCCUGAUCAUGAUCCUCCACAAAAGAUGGGAGACUCAUCUGUUGAGGUCACUGAAGAAGACCGGGAUGCUUCACAAGAGGCAAAAGCACAGGCCAUGGAAGCAAUUUCUGAAGGUAACCUGGAGGAAGCGAUUGAGCAUCUCACAAAGGCCAUUUUGCUCAACUCUACAUCAGCAAUCAUGUAUGCGACCAGAGCUAGUGUCUACAUCAAGAUGAAGAAACCCAAUGCUGCUAUCCGAGAUGCCAAUGCAGCUCUUGAGAUUAAUCCAGACUCUGCUAAAGGUUACAAAUCUCGUGGCAUGGCACAUGCAAUGCUUGGCCGGUGGGAAGAGGCUGCAAAGGAUCUUCACGUAGCUUCAAAGCUGGACUAUGACGAGGAAAUAAGUGCUGCGCUUAAGAAGGUCGAACCUAAUGCACACAAAAUUGAGGAUCACCGUAGGAAAUAUGAAAGGUUGUCCAAAGAGCGAGAGGAUAGAAAGAUUGAACGUGGGAGACAACGUCGUCGUGCCGAAGCUCAGGCUGCUUAUGAAAAGGCUAAAAAGCAAGAGCAGUCAUCAUCAUCUAGAAGACCUGGUGGCAUGCCAGGUGGGUUCCCUGGUGGAAUGCCGGGUGCCUUUCCUGGGGGCAUGCCUGGAGGGAUGCCUGGAGGCAUGCCCGGAGGCUUUCCUGGGGGCAUGCCCGGAGGUAUGCCUGGAGGGAUGCCUGGUGGUAUGCCUGGUGGUAUGCCUGGUGGGAUGCCCGGAGGUAUGCCUGGAGGGAUGCCUGGUGGUAUGCCUGGUGGUAUGCCUGGUGGGAUGCCCGGAGGUAUGGACUACAGCAAAAUAUUGAAUGACCCUGAGUUGAUGGCAGCGUUUCAAGAUCCAGAGGUCAUGACUGCCCUUCAAGAUGUGAUGAAAAACCCUGCCAAUCUUGCAAAGCAUCAAGCAAAUCCCAAGGUGGCUCCCAUAAUUGCAAAGAUGAUGGGCAAAUUUGCUGGCUCUAAAUGAACUGAGUAUUGUGGACAGAGUUUGACAUGGUUUUUAUCCGAGAUACAAUGUUCACCUUCUAUGUGCCAUUCCCCCAAAUCAUGUGUUGGUCCUUCAACCUUUUUGUAACAGUAAUCAUCGUGGUUGAGUUCCUUGUGUUGUUUUUUAGUUGUACUAAGUACUUUUAUUUUCAGGCAAAAGUUAUCUGCCUAAUAGAUUGAAAGAAUUGAUUGAUCUGACUUAUAUAUUUUGUGAUAAGGCUCUGUAUUGAUGGUUAACAUUUUCCAUCGGCUACUAUCCCCGUAAUAUGCAUGCUAGUUGUCAUAACCGCUGUUGUGGAAAUGCCACCACUGGGAGCAACAGAAGAGGUUUUACAGAUUAUCGUAUAACUCUCAUUUUUCAUGGGCCUGGAGCUGGAGCUGGGUGUGGAUUGGUACCGGUAGGAAUGUCCAAGUUUUCAAAGUCGAUAGAAAGAGCUACCGAAUUCAAAAAGAGUUGGUUAAAGAAAGUAAACCAUUGACCACUCGAAAUGCUUGAUUUCCAG